This is a messenger RNA of Haemonchus placei, 315 nucleotides long. The record is from the annotation of a GenBank genome assembly. Lineage: Eukaryota; Metazoa; Nematoda; Chromadorea; Rhabditida; Trichostrongylidae.
AUGGCUUGUUGUACGUACCACGGAUCGGGUUUCCAGUGUGUCGGAAGACUUAUUAUGCAGCUGCACUGUAGUAAUAACAGGUUGAGCACACCUCCUGAGCUGCUCACCCCUUGUCGACCAUCAUUCCUUAAUCGUCUAGUUUCAGCUUCGGAUUCCUGUGCUUCAUCACUACCUCAUCCAUCCGAGUGCACGCCAUUUGAAAUGCGUGGGCCACCACCGGCAUGGAUGCCGCCACAUCCACCCGAUCGGGAACACGACUAUGAGAAUAACUAUGAAGAUCCGGAAGAUUGUAGAGAACGAGGUGAGGUUGGCUAA